AUGGCCGUGUUCGAUCCUCCACGCUCGUCGCUGCCGUUGCUGCUGGUACUGAUGAUGGUCACGCUGCUCGCGGCCCUAACCUCCUCGCCCGUCAACGCGGCGGCAGCUGGCGCGUCCUCGGCGCCGUCGGUGCCUGCUGCCCCUGCUGGUCGCGAUACUCGCGAGCCUCCUCCGCCGACGGUCGAGCCCCCCGAUGCAACGGGUGACAAGAAAGCAUUGCGGUAUUCGAGCGUGGCGGAAGGAGGACCUAUAUUAAUGUCCACUUCAUCUCAACGUGGAAGCGUUGAAGUUACAACCGAAUCGCUUGGCGAAGUCAGGACGAGGGAGAGACCCUAUGCCGGUCGCACGGGUUCUGUGGUCGCGAGGAAGGGAGUUGAAGAGAAAAUAAAACCGAGAAAGGGAGUGCCAGAUGAUACACCAUCGACGAAGAGCAUAGAUCAGAAUGUGGAAAACGUAUCACUUAAUCAGACCACAUUCGAAAGUAUGAAACCCAUAAUGGAAAGUAGUCCUGCGAUAGAAACAGCUCAUAUCAAAUCUGAUACUUCCAACGUUAGUAACCCAAAAUUAAAUACCACUGAUCCACGCCCCGAUAGCUUAAAUCACGGUAUAAGCUCCAAUGCAAGUUUGGUACCAGCAAAUAAAACCACAUCUCAGCCAGAGAUUAGUACGACUAGUACGACAGCGCCGAAGGUAUCCUCGCACAUUGAGAAGCAUGUACCGAAGCCUAAGCCAACGGUGACGACUGUUGACGGGCCAGAAAUCAAUGAAUCCAUACCGCUCUCACGAACGAAGAAUCCUCCACUAGGCAUGCCAAGGAAAAUCGACUACAUUGUGCCGGUUAUUAUAACGAUCUUCGCUUUACCGAUAUUGGGCGCUGUGAUUUUCGUAUUGUACAGGCGCGGUCGAGAUUGUUGGGAUAAGAGGCACUAUCGAAGGAUGGAUUUUCUUAUCGACGGAAUGUACAAUGACUGAGAGCCAUAUAAGAAAAAAGUCUGUUCCACGAGAUUAAAUAGACGUUAUGCAAGAGGCAAUCAAUCAUCAAUUCUCGCGUUCUUCUAUUAUCUUCCAUUUUUGUAAACGCAUAAACAGAUUUGUGCAUUUUCUCUUGAAAUAGUUAAGUAACGAUAUACUCUACAUUGAUUCCUUCUUACAUAACGAUAUAAAUGUCCCAACGAUACCUAUCAUUAGAAUAUAUCAAGAAAGAUAUCAAAGAUCUUGACACUUUAUGCCCUUUUAUAAACAUAUUGAAUGAUAUAUCGUGCUAAUUAUAAUAUUGUAAUAAUGUCUAAGCUCACUGCAUUGGUAUUUAAAUUUGCUAUACAAUUUUUUUAUCAUACUUGCCUUAAUAAUGUAGUGACAAUUAUAAUAAUUGUGGCGUGAUAAGAUUUACAAUUGUAUUGAAGGAGAAGUAUUGUCGACGGCAUUUUAAGAACGGUUUUGUAAAUAGUUCACUGCAGCUUCUAAAUCUAACAUAAGUUUCUAAAAUAUUUUUUAGUACAUGUUUAUACAUAUAUAUGAAUUUAUAUGUAUAUUGAAAAUUUCUCUCAAAAUUUGUUUCUUGUUAACGUGAACAAAUUUUAAUAUAUAUAUAUGUUAUAUCUUUUCGAGGUGACUUUUCGAAUCUUUUGUAUGUAAAUGUAUGUACGUGUUGCAUUUGACGCCAUCUCUCGCAUUAGAGAAUGUAAGAGAAAUCUACCGAGGGUCCAAUUGCCUAAUCUGACAAUAAUAAUUGAAUUUCUGCAGAGCCAGGAUUGCGUCUUCGAUUCAACAGAAUCAUAUUGUGCUUUGAAAGUGCUCCCUCAGCAAAUAGUAUUGUGCGCGAUUUUUUCCGCAUGCAAAAACCGUAGUGUAUAAGAACAGUUUAAUGUAUGAAAUGCGAUAGUGUACACAAACUUUACCAAAGAGCUACUCGAUUUGUACAUUGUAAGUUUGUUAGUUGCAUUUUUUGUUUGUACUGUAUUUGUAAGCUUGCAUCUCUUUGCAGGAUAAUUUACAAAUGUUCAAUUUAUUUAGAUUCACCUAGAAAGGAUACUUUAUGUAAUUGCCAUACGUACAGGAUAUCAGAGCAGACACAAUGAAAUGUCAUCUCGCUAUGUAAAUAUGAUGGCCAAUGAUUUGUGAAAUUAUUCAAUCUGUGUAAGAUCUUUUGAGAUUGCGAUUUUUGAAAGCAAAGCGUUGCGUUUUAGGCGUUUGAAAGUCUAUAUUUUAUCAAAUAUAGAAAUAUACCAUGGGGAAAAAGCAAUAAUAAUUAUUAUUUUUGUACUAUGUCUAUGUAA
Temnothorax curvispinosus is the source of this 2276-nucleotide messenger RNA. Its product is annotated as mucin-5AC. The coding region runs from base 1 to 972 and encodes 323 amino acids. NCBI's taxonomy places the organism in Eukaryota, Metazoa, Arthropoda, Insecta, Hymenoptera, Formicidae. The transcript is spliced from 2 exons. The record is from RefSeq and is a predicted model, not a curated record.